ACACACAAGCCUGAGCCAAAAGCAGUGGGGGGGAACAGGCCGAAACGCAGACUCCUCUGCUUCCAGUCGCUCCGCGCCCUCCGUGACGGCCGCCCGCGCCCGUUUCACUCACUACGGACCAUGUAACUUACCUCCAGAAUGACGGACUACGAGAAGAUAAAGGCGGAGUGCCAGCAGCGCGGCCAGCUGUGGGAGGACCCCGACUUCCCGGCCGCGCAGGCCUCCGUGUUCUACCACCAGACCCCGCCCUUCCACUUCGUGUGGAAGAGGGCCAAGGAAAUAUAUGCCGACCCGACCUUCGUGAGAGACAAUUGCGAUAUAUUUGACGUCGUACCAGGAAAAUUAGGCGAUAAGUGGCUGGUGUCGUGUCUAUCAGUCCUGUUUCUGAGCAAAGGUUUACUCUACAGAGUAGUGCCGGCCGAUCAGCGAGUGGACGCCGGGUACGCUGGCAUCUUUAGGUUCCGUAUCUGGUGGUGCGGCCAGUGGCUCGAAGUCCUCGUAGACGACCGUCUACCCACCGUCAACGGGAAGCUGGCGUUCCUGCAGACCAGCUCCACCGAGCAGCUGUGGCCAGCUUUAUUGGAGAAAGCGUACGCUAAGCUCCACGGCUCUUACGAAGCGCUAAAGUACGGGAGCCUAUUAGACGGCAUGGCGGACCUCACCGGCGGCAUCACGGAGUCCCAACCAGUCCGCGAGCUGAGCGACGGCCACGCGCUGGCCAACCUACUACGCGCUACUAGUGUGGUCACUGCCCACUACCAACCCAGCGGCGUGGAACAGAGGGGCUUGGAGCCUGAAAUGAACUACCGCAUCUACAGCUGUGAAGAUAUAGUGACUGAUGACGGCCUCGUGCAGCAGGUGCGUCUGCGUCGGCCUCUCACAUCACGGGACUCGCAGCGGGACGAGGCCGACCGUAAAAUCACCAGCGCCGACCGCGAGCGCCUCAACGCACCAAGCAUCGAGUUCACCAUGAGUUUCAUCGACUUCCAACGUCUAUUCCACCGAGUGGAGACCGUCCAUCUUGACGCGGAGACCUCCUGGCCCGAGCCUACCCUCGCGGACAAGAUGAAGUGGCAGGUGAAGAUGCAUCAGGGGGCCUGGAGGAGGGGGGUCACGGCUGGGGGGUGCAGGAAUUAUGUCCAUUUCUUCCACAUGAACCCCCAAAUCCAGAUAGUGGUCUCCGAGACCGACACCCUCGUGGUGUCCCUGAACCAGCACAGCGUGAUGGAGCCCAAGGUGAUCGGCUUCAGCAUCUAUAAGCUGCCGAAGCUGCUCAUCGAGACCGCUACCCCGACCCAGUUCAAGAAACUCAAGAGUACCGUAAACUCACAGUAUACGAAUAGCAGACAAGUUAGUCACAGAUGCGAUCUCCAGCCCGGCUCCUAUCUCAUCAUGCCGACGACCUUCGAACCGCGUGAGGAAGCCAACUUCUCGCUCCGCAUCUUCUCCACCAAGACCAUCAGGAUGAGGGCCUUGGACUCCGCCCCGCAGAUGAUCAAAGCUGCCGUCAUCAGGGCUCCGCCUGGCUUGGAACUUAGCCGAUCAGUCAGCUUCGCCCAGUACGAGGCGAUCUUCCUUCAGCUAGCCGACGAGCACCGAACCAUAGACGCCUUCGAGCUGCAAGAGUUGCUGGACGCAUGCCUGCCCAACGAUUAUAUCAAGAGCUGCGCGUCCAUCGACACGUGUAAACAGAUUGUGCUGUCGCUUGAUAAAACAGGCACCGGGCGCAUCAGCCUCGCCAACUUCAAGGACCUGAUGUGCUCCCUGAAGCACUGGCAGAUGGUCUUCAAGGCCCAUGCCCGCGAGAAGAUGGGAGUGUUGCUAGCGGAGCGCCUCAGGGAUGCGCUACGAGAGGUGGGCUUCGUUGUUCCCGAUAGGGCGAUGACCUUGCUGCUUCUGAGGUACAUGAGGAAAGACGGCAUGCUGCGGUUUGGAGACUUCGUGUCCACCGUCAUGCACUUGCAUCGAGCGUUCAACGUAUUUUACGCAAACGCGGCCACGUCCAACUACAUCAAUCUGAACCUAUCUGAGUGGCUGAAAUGUGCGCUAACCUGUUGAAUCAUCAGUUGAACAUCAUCCUUGUUAUGUGUGUAAAAAAGGACGAUUUCAUAUCGAUAUUGAUAAUUAACUCGUUUUUAAGUGACAUCUUCAUACAUGGAGUCAAACCAAGAAAAGUAUGCAGAGAUUAUGACAGCACACGCAGUGCAGGUGUUAUUUUAAACGUCAAACGUAUGAAAUUAUCACUGCAUAGUAUUAAACAAAGUCGCUUUCCGCUGUCUGUCCGUCUAUCCCUAUAUGCUUAGGUCUUUAAAACUACGCAACGGAUUUUGAUGCGGUUUUUUUAGUGUUUCAAGGGGAAGGUUUAUAUGUAUAAUUUGUAAAGGUUUUGUGUAAAUUAGUUGAACUACCCGUGCGCAGCCGGGGCGGGUCGCUAGUGACGUAUAAAUAACACCGGCAUUGCGUGUGCUGUCAAAAUAUCUGCAGAAUUUUCCUGGUCUAACUCUAUACGUUUUGUGGUAAUCAAAUGUUAUAUCGAUGGUUGUAUUUUAUCAUUAUUAACAGAUCAAGAAAACAUUUACUCGUCCAAUUUUCAACAGUAAUAUAUAAAAGUAAUAAAGUUAUAACUUUCAUGAUAUUUCACAGUAUAAAGUGUAUAUUGUUAAUUUGAAUUCUUAACUGGCAUUAUGCUCGUAGUUAUUGGACUUUUAAGAAUAAUUCGUAGAUACUUGACAGUACUCAAGCUAUAAGAUAAUUUGUGUAAAUGUCAUCCCAGGUAGCAUUUAUACGUCAUUAUGACGUCAGCGACGUCUUUAUGACGUAAUAAUACCGUCAUUAUUAUGUCAUUAUGACGUCGCUGACGUCACUUUGCUACCUGGGAUAGCUUAAAAACGUAGGUAGGUACUCUAAAUUGAACGUCAACGCUGCUUACACACGUAAAAAUCUAUAUAAUUCCGAAACAAGAAAUAAUUCUACAAGAUCCAACGUUAAGUAGUUAUUUUGAAAAUGUUCAAAAACAUUUCGUCUCGCACAGAAUUACUAAUGUUUGUCUGUCUUAGAAUCGUAUAGCACUUUCGACAGUAAAUAAUAUGUUCCAAAGUUUAUUUAGUUCGAACUCUGGCCUAAAAAAGCACUGAUAUAUAAAGAUGAUAUUAACCACCAAAAUUUUAAUUUUAUUUUAAAAAUUUGCUAUUUUACACGAAUUAAAAAAGGUCUCGGCUUUUUGUUAGUUAGUUCGUUUUGCUGGGCAUUUUCCGCAACUCGACAUCCAAUGUGCCUAUUUUGCGUGAAACGAGGUAGCGCUACUCUAACCACCCCAGCUCCUCCACGAAGCCUAGCAAAGUCUUCAGGUUGCUAGUUGCCUCAUUUAGUGUGCAUGGAUUCCCUAGGUAUUUGCUCCUAUAUACUUCUACCUGUUUACAGUCUAGGAGAAUAUGUUUUGUUGUUUCGGCUUUUUGUUACAACCGCAUGUGUAUGGCCAGCUACACAAUGGAAUACUCGAUGCAUUUAAAAUUAAAUUAUGUGUAUGUGUGUAUAAAUGUUAGUUAAGAUCAGAAAUUUAAUUAUAAACGAUCUCGCUUUAAAAAUAAAAGUAUUUUAAGUGACAUUUUUAAAGAUCACCAAGGUGGCGUUAUGCUGUAUCCACACUUGUGCAAACUUGUGUUUCAAUCCUUAGGGCAGUUCCCUGAGCCAGAGGGCUAAAAUAUCUUCUUAUAUGAUCAUACUUUUCUAAAAGACGUUGAUAUUCGUAGACGUGGAAAAAAUAUAUGUAGUUCUUGAUUAUAUUAUCUUUAAUUUAUAAUAUUCCGAUACACGAAUUAUGAGAAUUCGCUCGAUACAAUUAAUUCCCAAAGUAACCUCUAACUAGGACUUUUAAUCCAACUUUACUCGGUUGUUUAUUAUGUGACACCAUA
Messenger RNA from Cydia strobilella, 3911 nucleotides. RefSeq names its product calpain-C (gene CalpC). The transcript is spliced from 16 exons. NCBI's taxonomy places the organism in Eukaryota, Metazoa, Arthropoda, Insecta, Lepidoptera, Tortricidae. Gene Ontology annotation, cellular component: cytoplasm. The record is from RefSeq and is a predicted model, not a curated record. Gene Ontology annotation, biological process: proteolysis. Bases 139 to 2058 code for a protein of 639 amino acids. Gene Ontology annotation, molecular function: calcium-dependent cysteine-type endopeptidase activity; calcium ion binding.